UCUGCGGGGGCUGUUAAUGGGGAGGUCUCUGUGAAGCAGCAGCCUACCUGUUGGAGCUCAUUGCGGCAGAGUUCGCGAAAGCUGAGUGCACCUAAGGAGGGAGAAGAGCAACUGAAACAUGUCUCAAAGACUUUUCCUCUGCGCUGUUUUGGCCGUGUAUCACGGGACGCUGACUUGCACUGGAUUUAAUAUAGAUGAACGCUUUCCUGUGAUCAAAGAGGGGAAAACCAGCGGCAGCUUGUUUGGACUCUCAGUAGCUUUGCAUAACCAGACGGUGGGCUCCAGAAAAUACCUGCUUCUCGUAGGAGCGCCCAAGGAGAAAGCACCAUCUCUACGAAAUGUCAAUGAAACCGGUGCCGUCUACUCGUGUCCCAUUACAACCGACUCCACUGACUGCUCCAGAAUGGGCCUGGUUACUGAAACAAAUCCCACUGAGAUGGUGGAGGGCAUGUGGUUGGGCGUGACAGUGGCCAGUCAGAGGAGCCAGCCGGCAGGACGCGUGCUGGCAUGUGGACAUCGCUACGUGAAGUUUAUCCAACGUGGCUCAGAGAACCACUGGCGGAUGAUAGGAAAGUGUUACAUAAGGAGCAAUGACCUGACCUAUGACCCAAAUGAUGACUGGCAGACAUACAGUUAUGAGGUCUGCAAUCCCUACUACGACAUGGAGUAUGAGGGCAUGUGUAGCAUGGGCAUCUCAGGUGGCAUGACGGACACUGAUGUCUAUAUAGGCUCUGCAGGAAGCUACAUGUGGCAAGGAAAUAUUCAUGUAAUAUGGAGAGAUCCGGUGGAACCCUUGUUAUCUUCUGAAAUAACAUUUGGAGAUCUAAAUACACGAUACAGUUAUAUAGGUUAUUCAGUUCUCGAAGAGCAGAAGCUGCUGAGCAGUGAUGGCUUCACAUUGGUGACAGGGUCUCCCAGACAUGACUCUAAGGGUGCUGUGAUGUUUGGGAAUAAGACUCAAAAAGUCAUUUCACUGGCACAGAUCAUUCCUGGGGAACAAGUGGGUUCCUACUUUGGAAACAGCCUGGCAGUCACAGACCUGAACAAUGACAGUUGGAAUGACCUCAUCGUGGGCGCUCCAUUUUACUUUGACCAUAUCAAUGACAAGGGAGGAGCAGUGUACGUUUUCAUGAACGAAAAUGGAUUUUUCCAGAAGACCACCAAAGUGGUGCUGAAGGGCCCAUCCCAUUCUGCGUUCGGACUUGCAGUGGCUGCCAUUGGUGACAUCAACCAAGAUGGAUUCCAAGACAUUGCUGUUGGAGCGCCGUUCCACGAGACAGGAAUGGUCUAUAUAUGGAUGGGAAGUAAAACGGGACUGUUAAAGGAGCCUCAUCAGGUCAUUAAGGGUAAGUCAGUGGGGAACGGAUUCCAGACCUUUGGCUACUCCAUCAGUGGAGGGAUGGACGUGGAUGACAACGGUUACCCUGAUAUCUUAGUCGGCUCUCUGGAUAAUCGCAUUGCUCUGCUCAGAGCUCGACCAGUUGUGCACUUAACCCAAGAAUUCACUGUCGAGCCCAAGAUUGUGGAUGCUGAUCUGUGCUCUGGAAAUAAAUUAUGCAUUACAGCCACUCUGUGCAUGUCUUUCACUCUAAGCAAUGGAAACAAAGAUUUCAAGAGAAGUAUCACGGUGACGUAUACUGUGGCAGCCGACAAGGUGAAAAGAGGAAGCCCUCGUGUUCGUUUCCAGACAAAUAAUGCUGACACUUACAUCGGCAGCAUGAGCGUGCCAUCUUCCAAAUCUGUGUGUCAGACUCUGAAUCUGGUUGUAGUGGAACCUGUGAAGGACAAACUGGAUCCCGUGGUCUUCCUCGUCAACGUUUCAUUACAUGAACCAACACCUAAAGCCGAGAAAUCCCCACAGAACCUGGACUUCUUCCCAAUUCUGAGCACGGAGCAGAAACUCAGUCAAAGAACUGAGAUUCACUUUCAGAAGGCAUGUGGGCCAGACAACAAAUGUACCAGUAACCUGCAGCUGACAGCAAAGUUUGUUGAACAAGAUAAUGAAGACAAGCCUUAUCCCAGUCAGGGCAAACAUCAAGUGCUCCAGUUCAACAGCACUGUGAAGAAAGUAGGACUGAUGGUAGAAGUUACCAACUAUCCCUCUGCUGGGAAGGUGGCUGAGGACGCCCACCAAGUCAUACUGAAUGUCACCAUCCCUGAAGUUCUGAAAUACUCUGGUGUCAGAUCAACGAACAACAAAGUUGAGUGCUCUCUUCACGAUACAGUCAUUUGUGAUGUGGGGAAUCCAGUUAGUGAAAAUGAAACGGUGUCUUUCCUGCUCGUGUUUGAGACAUCGGGGAUCACCCUACGCACACAAGAGAUUGAGUGUCAGCUGCUUCUGUCGACUCUUAGUGAACAGAGUGACCUAAUGCCCGUGCCUGUGGCCUUGCUGAUUGAAAACACCAUUCGCCCCAUCUUCUCCAUGCCAGAUCCGGUGGUGCAAACAAAGUUUGGUGGGACAGUGAGGGGCGAGUCGGCUAUGGUCAACACAAGUGACGUGGGCAGUCUGGUGGAGUUCACCUUUAAUGUGAACACAAUGGAACAACCACUGGGAGACAUGGGAACCCUGGCUGUGGAGUUUGAGUGGCCCCAUGAGGUACCAAAUGGCAAGUGGCUGCUGUACCUGACGAAGAUUGUUGUCAAGGGGAACUCAGAAAUGGAGUGUAAACCGCCAGGAAAUGUUGUCAACGAGCUUAACCUAACUUUGUCAGAGAGCAGGCCCAAGCGUACUAAACGACAGAUUGUAGUGGAAGAUGAGUAUGGCGUGACCCAGCCAAAUAUUAAUGAGCCACAGGCAGCAAUCACACUGCUUGGUACUCAAAAAGAGCACAGGACUUACCUGUUGGAAUGUUCCAAGGGGACAGCAAAAUGUGUGACGUUUUCCUGCCCGCUGCUCAACAUGUCGAAUACGGCCACAAUUUAUGUCCGUUCCCGGUUAUGGAACGGUACAAUGUUAGAGGACUAUUCCAAUGCAGAUAGAGUUACCGUGAAAGGCCAAGCCACACUGAAGCUUAUUAGCGCUCAAUCAAAAAUCAAGAUGGACAGUCAGACUCUCACGUUCAUAGUUGAUAUAGAAUCAGAGAAGCGGGCAGAGACGCCCGAUGAGCUUCCCCUAUGGAUCAUCAUCUCUGCAGCUGUAGCAGGAAUUCUACUGCUAGGAAUCAUCAUUCUUAUACUAUGGAAGUGUGGCUUCUUCCAGAGAGCCAGCAGGAGGGAGAUGUAUGAGGCCAAGGCCCAGAAGGCUGAGAUGAAGAUCCAGCCCUCUGAGACAGAGAGGCUAACUGAGGACUACUGAGGCCCCAUGUGUCUCCAAACAGCACACACCAUUGGGGCUUUUGGCUUGGCUUCUUCAAGCGGGCCAUCUACUACAGAAUAAUGCCAAAGCACCAGGGGGUGAAAAUUUGCAGGGCUGAGCGUUAUCAGUUGAAUCUGGGAUUUCAGCCUGAGGAGCCACAGAAAAAGUAUUGGAUCACGAGUUGGACAGAGAUGCAGCUUUACUACUACUGAGGCCUUUGCUUUGAACCCUGAACUGCUCACUGUCACUGUAGACUUGAAAAAAGGCCGAACAAGGAACCCUGGGCUAGAAUGAGCCACAUGGACCAACAUGGACCAACUGUGGAUAGUGCAUUCAUUUUUUUUUUUUUUAGUUGAUUUUUUUUCUAAUGAACUUUUUUUUCUGUGCAAUACACUGAACAUUUGGUUCCAGAGACUGUAAAUUGUUAAGUGCAUGUGAUGAAUGCACAUGUACAUUGGAAACUGAGUCACAUACGAGUAACUGGUUUUGAUUGUGUUGUAGGUCACAAUGUACUGAAAUUGUUUUCUGUAUGUGUAUUUUUAUAUCUUUUUUGUUUGUUUUCUGAAUCCUCUGAGAAAAGUUGUUGGUUGUUUGUUGUGUUGCUUUCCACCCAGCCCAUUUCCAUAUCUAAUCUGAGUCUGUGGUUAUUCUGCGUGAUUGUAAAGGUCUUUCCUGUUUUGUCCCCAGACAUUGCUUUGUGGUCAGUGACUCCGCUAGGGUUUUAAAUCUGGAGAUCGUUUUCUGCACUUAAUAUAAAGACCAGCAGCCGCUCGCAUAUGACCGAACGUGAAUGUCUAUGCCAAGUGUACGCUGACUUUGCAUUGCAAUGGUUUUGGGGGGAGCCUCAAAUGCAGAAAGUGGUAUUGUAUUUUUCCAGGUUAUGUACAUGCAUUGUUUGCCUGUUUUUAAGGAAACAGGGUUUGUAGUUGUAACGCUUUUAACAGCCCCAGUGGACACGCUGUAAUUUCUUGCAUUCCACACCAGUAGCUGUUGAAGCAUACUUGGAGCAGGCUAAAAACCAGUUGCUUCAUGUCUAUAUGUUGAAUUAGUCGUGGGAGUAAACUUGACUAUUAUUUAUUACACCUUCUUGGGCUAAUACAUUAACAAGCAUAUCUAAAGAAUGUCAUACAGGGAGUCACAACACUGGAUUAGUUAAUGGCAUGAUGUCUAUGUGGAGACUUUAAGCUCCAGCAUAGAUUGGUACGAAUGAAUUGUACAUAGUAACAAGUUACAUAAAAUUGACUGUUUUAAUGAAUUGCCCUCACUGAGCAUUGUGUUUUUACAAGUCAGUAAGUCUACACUUGGAUUGCUUCCAGGUGACUGUGGCCUCUGUAAAAGUAAACCUGCAACACCAAGGAUAGGCUAUACUGAUAAAACCCUGUUAUUUAACAAUAUCUGAUGGGACUAAGUGUUGCUUCACUGUUCCAGUCUGUGUUACCCGAGAGCCUGCAGGUACAGUAUUCUGUUGUGUAACUGUAGCCACUACAGAAGUUAUAUUGACUCUGUGAGUAAAGAGGGAAGGGCCGAAACCAAUUCACGAUCUCUUUUGUCUCCUGUGGUGGUGUUACUUCUUUUUGUUGUCGUUGUGCAUUUUCAUUGUAAUGAAAUUGUUUUUUUUUGCGUUUUUGGCCACAGCAGCUUUUGUUAGCAGUGAGAGAGACAGGAAAUGGGGGAAAGAUACAGGGGAAGACACGCGGGCAAAUUGGCGACAGGCCGGGACGCGAACCCACGCCGCCCGCACCACAACGCGGCAUAUGUAUGUGGUCGCCAGCUUCACCACUAAGCCACCCGGGCGCCCAUGAAAUUGUUUUUAACAACCUUUG
This is a messenger RNA of Archocentrus centrarchus (flier cichlid), 5118 nucleotides long. RefSeq names its product integrin, alpha 3b (gene itga3b). The transcript has 26 exons. Gene Ontology annotation, biological process: cell adhesion mediated by integrin; leukocyte migration; cell-cell adhesion. Gene Ontology annotation, molecular function: integrin binding. The coding region runs from base 119 to 3295 and encodes 1058 amino acids. Lineage: Eukaryota; Metazoa; Chordata; Actinopteri; Cichliformes; Cichlidae. The record is from RefSeq and is a predicted model, not a curated record. Gene Ontology annotation, cellular component: integrin complex; external side of plasma membrane.